Ogataea philodendri is the source of this 504-nucleotide messenger RNA. RefSeq lists its product as uncharacterized. Bases 1 to 504 code for a protein of 167 amino acids. The transcript has a single exon. Lineage: Eukaryota; Fungi; Ascomycota; Pichiomycetes; Pichiales; Pichiaceae. The record is from RefSeq and is a predicted model, not a curated record.
AUGUCUUCUGACUUGAAUCUUAAAAAGUCAUGGAACCCUAAGCUUGUGAAAAAUAGAGAAAAAGUAUGGGAAAAAGAACAAGAUCUUUUGUCGAAACGCAAAAAGCAAUCAGCACUUGAUUCAUCUGUUGGUCAAAGGAGCCGAGAGCCGUUCAACGACUCUAUCACUGACAAUUCUUUGCCAGAGAUCAGGUGGAUGUACGAAGAGAACAAUUCUCACACGAGGAGUAGUGAACCCAGCAAUAUUCGCAACUCCGGAGAUACAGCCCAGGAUUACUUGAACAAGUUACGACCCGCUUCUCACAAUUCAAGUCGACUAAAAAACAAAAAGCCAACCGAUGUUUCCAAUGCGCAAUAUCUGGAUGGGAAACAAAAGAAAAAUAAUGAUUUGCGAAGUGAGGAUCCAAUGACUAGGUUCACGAAUAGUCUACAGAGGGGCACGCGCAGAAAUGCUUCUAAGGUAAGGAAGACAAGGGUUUCAAACUACAACGAGCUAAGGAAAUGA